GGUCUUUUGCGCAGCAGUCGGGCCGCUUGGCGGCCAGGGAGGCGGUGUUAAUUCCGCCGAGGCGGACGUGGGCUGUGAGCAGCUCCCGGGAUUAAGGGAAGACACCUCCCUAGUGCUGGCGCCCAUUUUGCCCGCCCGCUGAGAACCCUGCGCGGCCUACACGCAUCAGGGACAGCUCUUUGGGGCGACAUCACCGCGAACAACGGCCUCUUUUGAAAGUCGGUCCUAAAACAGUUAAGGUUUUAUUUUAUUUUAUUUCCAAGUCACAACCCUUGAAUCUCUCUGGACCACUUCCGGCUGUUGGCCUGACUUCCUAACUUCGGUUCUAGUGACCUCGGCCCGGGAUGCCCCUUGAUUCGCCCUGGGCUCAAGUCGCGAUCUCUGCUUGAGUGUUCCGGGGUGGGGGACCUGGAAGUUUUAGCCUAGCUGUUCUGGAGGAGGAGUAAUUAGUCCAAGAAACAUUAUAUUCAUGCUUAGGUGGAGAAAAGCAGGGCUAGAAUUGGAACCCAAAGCCCAGAAUGGCAAGAGAGGAUGUGGGGGCUCCACCCGAUCAUCUCUGGGUUCACCAAGAAGGUGUCUACCGCGACGAAUAUCAGCGCACAUGGGUAGCUGUGGUGGAAGAGGAGACAAGUUUCCUAAAGGCUCGAGUCCAGCAAGUUCAGGUUCCCUUAGGUGAUGCAACUAAGCCAAGUCACCUUCUUACUUCCCAACUACCUCUCAUGUGGCAACUCUACCCAGAGGAGCGCUACAUGGAUAACAACUCUCGCUUGUGGCAGAUUCAGCAUCACUUAAUGGUCAGGGGAGUACAGGAACUACUGCUUAAACUUUUGCCUGAUGAUUAACCUGGUGCUGGAAUUCUAGGAAGUUAUGCUCUUCUGUUCUAUUCAUUAUGUGACAAUCUCAUCAUUCAACACUGCAGUGCUGCCACCCUUGGCACAGGGUGGGAAGGGAAUAGUUUGAAAAACUACAGAUGUUUAGGAAGAGUCAUGAAGAAC
Messenger RNA from Phodopus roborovskii (desert hamster), 995 nucleotides. RefSeq names its product mature T cell proliferation 1 (gene Mtcp1). Gene Ontology annotation, biological process: positive regulation of peptidyl-serine phosphorylation. The coding region runs from base 519 to 842 and encodes 107 amino acids. The transcript is spliced from 5 exons. Lineage: Eukaryota; Metazoa; Chordata; Mammalia; Rodentia; Cricetidae. The record is from RefSeq and is a predicted model, not a curated record. Gene Ontology annotation, molecular function: protein serine/threonine kinase activator activity.